UGGCAUUCUUAGCCCGGCCACAAGCUGAUUGGCAGAUGUUCUGACCAUAAGGUGGUCGUCAUAGUACGAGAAGCCGUUCGGAGACGGAAGCCAGACGAGCCCUAGACUCCAGACCCUGUUCCCUGAACUCUGCCCUCGGAUGUCCGACCGCCCAGAGCCUGCAUGCGCCGUGGGGCGCCCCAGGACCAGGAGCUGGUGGGUCCGGGGGUCCCUGGGCGUGGGUCCCGGGGUGCCCCUCCUCCCUCAAGACCCGUUGUCCCGGUGCUCGUCUUUCCCCCGGAUCUAGUAUUCAGGGCUGACCAAAGGAGCGGACCCCGGCAGCUGCUGACCCUCUAUAACCCCACAGGAACUGCGCUUCGUUUCCGAGUCCUGUGCACAGCACCUGCCAAAUAUACGGUGUUUGACGCAGAAGGAUAUGUGAAACCGCAGUCCUGCGUUGACAUUGUAAUUCGCCACGUGGCCCCCAUUCCCAGUCAUUUUGAUGUCCAGGACCGUUUCCGAAUUGAGCUGUCUGAGGAGGGGGCUGACGGCCGAGUGGUGGGUCGAAGGGACAUCACCUCGGUUCUGAGGGCCCCAGCAUACCCCCUAGAGCUUCAGGGACAGCCUGAGCCAACACUCCACCCAGAGCCUCCUUCCUGGACAGCACCACCCCCGGCCAGACACUUCCAAGAGAACCCCCGCCAGCAACUGGCCACCAGCUCUUUCCUCCUCUUCUUGCUGACGGGCAUAGUCUCUGUGGCCUUCCUGCUGCUACCACUUCAUGAUGAACUUGACAGCCAGCUGCCUCAAGUCCUGCAUGUUUCCCUGGGACAAAAGCUGGUGGCAGCCUAUGUCUUAGGCCUCCUCACCAUGGUGUUCCUCCGGACCUGAGCUCCCUACUCAACCCCAUCCCCCCUCUCCUACCCGGCGUCCUGAGGUAGCCACUGUGAUGCUCAUACCUUGCCUCAACUCUCGUCUCCUUCCUGCCCACCCCCAUACCCCUCACCCCAAGAAAAUCACCCAGGGAUUUGUACUCAUUUUCCAAGUUGAAUAAAAUAAAGUUUUUCAAUCAAAAUGA
This is a messenger RNA of Castor canadensis (American beaver), 1057 nucleotides long. It is a transcript of the gene Mospd3, whose product is annotated as motile sperm domain containing 3. NCBI's taxonomy places the organism in Eukaryota, Metazoa, Chordata, Mammalia, Rodentia, Castoridae. Gene Ontology annotation, cellular component: cytoplasm. The record is from RefSeq and is a predicted model, not a curated record.